AACACUUGCGGUCGCACUCACCACCUCCAGAGCGGUAAUGGAGCUAUCAGCGACUGCAACCUCUCGUCUUCUCACCACCUCUCCGUCGCCUUCUCUCCCUCUCAAAUCCGCACUUAGGGUUUCCUCCAUAACUCCUCCUUUUUUCACUUUCCGAUUCCGCAACCUCAAAUCCAUGGAUUCUCGCUUAACCAUAGCCCCUCGAGCUUCUCUGGUCGACGAUAAUGGCUCCAUCAUUACCAAGCUUGAUUCGGGGAAUCGGAUUGGGGAGGUGAAGAGGGUGACGAAGGAGACGAAUGUUUCGGUGAAAAUAAACUUGGACGGUUCUGGGAUUGCCGAUAGUGACACUGGAAUUCCAUUUCUCGAUCAUAUGUUGGAUCAACUUGCUUCGCAUGGGCUGUUUGAUGUGCAUGUUAGGGCAACUGGUGACAUCCACAUUGAUGACCAUCACACAAAUGAAGAUGUUGCUCUUGCAAUUGGAACGGCUUUUCUUCAGGCACUUGGUGAUAGGAAAGGAAUUUACCGGUUCGGUGACUUCUCUGCUCCUCUUGAUGAAGCACUGAUACAUGUCUCACUGGAUUUAUCUGGUCGACCACAUUUGGGUUAUGACUUGCAAAUCCCCACUCAAAGAAUUGGAACGUACGAUACGCAGUUGGUGGAGCAUUUUUUUCAGUCCUUGGUGAAUACUUCUGGUAUGACGCUUCACAUUCGGCAGCUUGCUGGAAAAAAUUCUCACCAUAUUAUAGAGGCAACCUUCAAAGCAUUUGCCAGGGCUCUUCGACAAGCAACAGAGUACGACCCACGUCGCCUGGGAACCGUGCCAAGUUCGAAAGGCGUUCUAUCUCGUUCUUGAUACUUUUAUAAUCUCCAUGAUAAGGGUAUAUGCCUAAGCUCAGUGGUAGAGAUGGACAGCCUUUAUCCUAAUUUUUGUGAAGCACAAAAUUGUGAAGAUUCGGUUUGACAUGUUGGCAAGAGUCACUACCACCUGGUUGAAGUGUUCCAGUUGGAAAUUCUCCAAUAAUAAGAACAUAAGAUGGUUGCUCAAAUAAUCAGUACAAGGAUCCUGCAAGAACUGUUGUAUGGAUAUCAUAAUCUUCAGCCAGUAUCUUGUUCCCGGUGUUGUAUAACUGCUCGGAACUAAAUUAUUUUGUUUAGAAUGUGAUCUGUAAAAUGUAAAUUUUUCCAAGCAUUAGAUGAUUUAACUA
This is a messenger RNA of Morus notabilis, 1202 nucleotides long. Its product is annotated as imidazoleglycerol-phosphate dehydratase. The record is from RefSeq and is a predicted model, not a curated record. NCBI's taxonomy places the organism in Eukaryota, Viridiplantae, Streptophyta, Magnoliopsida, Rosales, Moraceae. The transcript has 8 exons. Bases 38 to 850 code for a protein of 270 amino acids. Gene Ontology annotation, biological process: L-histidine biosynthetic process. Gene Ontology annotation, molecular function: imidazoleglycerol-phosphate dehydratase activity.